This is a messenger RNA of Tachyglossus aculeatus (Australian echidna), 1505 nucleotides long. It is a transcript of the gene CCDC25, whose product is annotated as coiled-coil domain containing 25. The transcript is spliced from 9 exons. NCBI's taxonomy places the organism in Eukaryota, Metazoa, Chordata, Mammalia, Monotremata, Tachyglossidae. The coding region runs from base 60 to 683 and encodes 207 amino acids. The record is from RefSeq and is a predicted model, not a curated record.
GGGGGUAGCUCGCGCGCGCUGGGUGGGCGCUCCCCGCCUGAGGAGAAGCCGUCGCCAAUAUGGUGUUCUACUUUACAAGCCAUGUUGAUUCAUCUGUUUACACCAUUUACAUGGGAAAGGACAAAUAUGAAAAUGAAGAUCUGAUUAAGUAUGGGUGGCCAGAAGAUAUUUGGUUUCAUGUGGAUAAACUCUCUUCAGCUCACGUGUACCUCCGGCUACAUAAGGGAGAGACGAUGGAAGACAUACCAAAAGAAGUGCUAAUUGACUGUGCACAUCUUGUGAAGGCCAAUAGCAUUCAAGGCUGCAAGAUGAACAACAUUAAUGUGGUAUAUACGCCCUGGUCUAAUCUGAAGAAAACAGCUGACAUGGAUGUGGGACAGAUAGGCUUUCACAGGCAGAAGGAUGUGAAAAUUGUGACUGUGGAGAAAAAAGUGAAUGAGAUUCUUAACCGCCUGGAAAAGACAAAAGUGGAGCGAUUCCCAGACCUAGCAGCAGAGAAGGAAUCCCGGGACCGAGAGGAAAGGAAUGAAAAAAAAGCCCAGAUCCAAGAGAUGAAAAGGAAAGAGAAAGAAGAAAUGAAGAAGAAGAAGGAAAUGGAUGAACUUAGGAGUUAUUCUUCAUUAAUGAAGUCUGAGAAUAUGUCGUCAAACCAGGAUGGCAAUGACUCAGAUGAGUUCAUGUAGACUCAUUUGAACUUGGACAGACCCAGACGUUAUCAGAUGUGCUCCAAAUGCUAAAAAAAAAAACUUAUAAAAAUUCAACAGACUUUGAAGAUUUGCAAACUCUUGGACUGGCAUUAAAUUUCCAGGUGUGUGCCAUGGAGCCUGGAGAUGGCCUGGAACUGAAGGGAACUAAGAUGUGUUUUUGCCAGAAGAACAAGUGUCAUGGGUCUUCGUGAGAGUUAGCUGGGGCUCGCUUUUGGGAUGGGUUUUCUAAUCUGACCGGUUCAGGGAAGUGUUUGUACUGCUUUAGUAUUUCCCAGAAAGCAAAUGUCCUCAAAGACUGCCUCAAUUCUUUUAAUAUUUCUCCAGCGUGUCACAAAACGUAUUAAUGAUAGAAGGAAAUGAAAGGAGGGCAUCCAGGAAUAGAAAUGAAAUGCACAUGGGGAUUUGGGAUUGUAGAGGCUUUCGGGAUGGGGGCUUACAUUUCACUGAACUGAGAGAAAUAGGAGUCGGCGUUCAGCUGAGCAAAUUGCUUGGCUCCAGCUUCUUCCCAGUAGACCGGGCUGAGCACUGUGGAUGACUGCGUGCUGGGACCGCUCUUGCCCACUGACAGGUCACCUCCCAGUCUGAAAUAUGAGAGGGGCAUGUUGAUGCCAUUUUAGGACCCCCGAGGCUAUAAGAAAAACCUUGAAGGGUGACUCUUUUUAAAAGACCACCCUCCAAUUCACCAAAGUUCAAACUGAAAAUUGGUAAUGUAUUGUAACUCAGUUGGUCAAUAUCACAUCACCUGUAAAUGCUAGAAUAAAAAUGAAAUUAAAAUGAAAUGGAUACUGAAAAAUUCAA